This is a messenger RNA of Nycticebus coucang (slow loris), 1755 nucleotides long. It is a transcript of the gene BZW2, whose product is annotated as basic leucine zipper and W2 domains 2. Gene Ontology annotation, cellular component: membrane; cytoplasm. Gene Ontology annotation, molecular function: protein binding. Bases 162 to 1319 code for a protein of 385 amino acids. Lineage: Eukaryota; Metazoa; Chordata; Mammalia; Primates; Lorisidae. The transcript has 12 exons. The record is from RefSeq and is a predicted model, not a curated record.
CUGCUCCGGGUUCCGUGUGUCUAUGUCAAUGUGUCUGUCCUUCACUCCUCCAUUGUCUGCCGCCGCUUCUGCUACUGCUGCUACUGCUGCUACUGCCGCUGCACGAAUCGCCGCAGCCCCCAGCCUUGCGCGUCGUCGCAACCUCCUCUGACAGAAAUUUUAUGAAUAAGCAUCAGAAGCCAGUGCUAACAGGCCAGAGGUUCAAAACUCGGAAAAGGGAUGAAAAAGAGAAAUUCGAACCCACAGUUUUCAGGGAUACACUUGUCCAGGGGCUUAACGAAGCUGGUGAUGACCUCGAAGCUGUAGCCAAGUUCCUGGACUCCACAGGCUCAAGAUUAGAUUAUCGUCGCUAUGCGGACACGCUCUUCGAUAUUUUGGUGGCGGGCAGUAUGCUUGCCCCUGGAGGAACACGCAUAGAUGAUGGUGACAAGACCAAGAAGACCAACCACUGUGUGUUUUCAGCAAAUGAAGAUCAUGAAACCAUCAGAAACUACGCUCAGGUCUUCAAUAAACUCAUCAGGAGAUAUAAAUAUUUGGAAAAGGCAUUUGAAGAUGAAAUGAAAAAGCUUCUCCUCUUCCUUAAAGCCUUUUCCGAAACAGAGCAGACAAAGUUGGCAAUGCUGUCGGGGAUCCUGCUGGGUAACGGCACCCUGCCUGCCACCAUCCUCACCAGCCUCUUCACAGACAGCUUAGUCAAAGAAGGCAUUGCAGCCUCCUUUGCUGUCAAGCUUUUUAAAGCAUGGAUGGCAGAAAAAGAUGCCAACUCUGUUACCUCGUCUUUGAGAAAAGCUAACUUAGACAAGAGACUGCUUGAACUCUUUCCAGUUAACAGACAGAGUGUGGAUCAUUUUGCUAAAUACUUCACUGACGCAGGUCUAAAGGAGCUUUCCGACUUUCUCCGAGUCCAACAGUCCCUGGGUACCAGGAAGGAACUGCAGAAGGAGCUCCAAGAGCGUCUCUCUCAGGAAUGUCCGAUCAAGGAGGUGGUGCUUUAUGUCAAAGAAGAAAUGAAGAGGAACGAUCUUCCCGAAACAGCAGUUAUCGGGCUUCUGUGGACCUGUAUAAUGAAUGCCGUUGAGUGGAACAAGAAAGAAGAGCUCGUGGCAGAGCAGGCUCUCAAGCACCUGAAGCAAUAUGCUCCCCUACUGGCUGUGUUCAGCUCCCAAGCUGAUGUUCUGAGUGAAGAAGCAAUACUGAAAUGGUACAAAGAAGCACAUGUUGCUAAGGGCAAAAGUGUUUUUCUUGACCAGAUGAAGAAAUUUGUUGAGUGGUUACAAAAUGCAGAAGAAGAAUCUGAAUCAGAAGGUGAAGAAAAUUAAGUAGCUCAGCGAGCACAAUACCUGGGAUACCACACAACACUUCUUGACUGGGAACGCUGAACCAUUUGGGAAGAGCAACUUGGCUUCUGUUUUCACAAAGGAAAAAAAAUAGGCUAGGCUUCCCUUGUGCAUAGGGGAAAAUGGUUUUUGUUUUUGUUUUGUUUUUAAAUGGAGCCCUGAGGCAUCAGCUGUUAUACUUGGGACUCUACCUCUCACUCACAAUAUGCUGAUCUAAAGCCAUUCAACAAGGAGUCAAGUAGGAAUCUGAAAUUAAAUAGUCAACGGACUCCUCUUUUUUAGCUGUAUUUUUCAGGUACUAUGUGGUGAACGCCCCACUGGUGUCUGUUUACAGGGCCACUUUGGUAGUUGUGUAUCUGCUCGUGUAUGUGAUUUGACAAACCAGUUUUUUAAAAUAAAUGGCUUUUUAAAAAUCUGG